AUGGAAUCAAAAAUUCAAAAUCAAUCUGAUGAUUCCCAAUCAAUGGAUGUGGAAACAGAGCCAGAGGAGCCAAUAAUGACUCCUUUUGAGUUUUUUAUGAGUCUGCCUCGAAAUGUGCCAGAUCCAGGGCAGACCCAUCUACCUCCAAAACGUCGAAGCACCCCAAAACGCACUUUAGUGCUAGAUCUUGAUGAAACCUUAGUUCACAGCGAUAUAGCACCUACACAAACAUAUAAAGAAGUGGUCAGCUUUAUGAGCCAUGGAAGACUUUGCAAUGUCUAUGUGAGCUACAGGCCAUUUUUGCUUGAAUUUUUAAAAGCAGCUUCUCAAAAAUUCGAAGUUGUUGCUUUUGCAGUAGGUCUUUUGGUCUGAAAUUUUUACUUUCUAGGCGUACUCGAACGGUCUACUUUUAUUUGAGAAAUUUAUUCAUCAAUACGAGAAAAAAUUUCUGCAGGAUAAUUGUCCCUAAUUCCCCUCCCUUUAAAUUGGAACUAAACAUCGGUAAAAUUUGUACUUUGCCUCUUUAAAUUUGAAAAAUUUGUUUCUCAAUGGGGAAAAUUAUGAUGAUGAAAAUACUAAUUUUUAUAAAUUAGUUUGGACAUAAUUUAAUAAUCAAAAUGCAAGCAGAAUAUUAUUUAAACAGUUUUCAAACUGAAUCGGUUAAUUUUUUAUUUAUUCUUCAUAAAAAUAAAUUAAAAUUCAAAGUAUUGCUUAAAAUUUAAAUUUUUUUAAAAAAAAAGUAAAAGAUGAAAUUACUAAUUUUUAUAAUAUUAGUUUUGACCUAAAUUUAAUAGACAAAAUACAAGUAGGAUUUUAUUUAAACAGCUUUCACACUGAAUCUAUUGAUUUUUUAUUAAUUUUUAUAAAACAAAUUAAAAUUCAAAGUAUUGUGGUCAUAUUAUAUUUUUUAAACAUUUUUUAUAGAAAAAAAUUUAAAAAAAAUAAUUAACCCACUUUAAAUUGGAACAGGAUUUUUUGUUCCAAUUUAAAGAGGUGAGUAAGCAAAAUUAAGAGCCAUGCUUUUUACAGCGUCACAGAAAGCAUAUGCUGACCAAGUGUUAAAAAAUAUUGACCCACAGAGAAAAUUGAUAAAGCAUAGGCUAUAUCGAGAGUCUUGCUAUGAAUAUAAAGGAAAUUAUAUUAAAGAUUUGAGAGUUUUAGGCAGAGACUUAAAAGAUGUUAUCAUUGUUGAUAACUCAGUUUUAUCGUUCGCGUUCCAGCUUGACAAUGGAAUACCAAUUCUUUCAUGGUUUAAUGACCCUGAAGACAGAGAGUUGUGUAAUCUUGUUACAUUACUGGAUGAAUUAAAUAGUGCGCCUGAUAUUAGACCUGCGUUAAAAGCAAGUUAUGAUCUAUCAAGGUUCGGUUAA
This is a messenger RNA of Blepharisma stoltei, 1370 nucleotides long. Lineage: Eukaryota; Ciliophora; Heterotrichea; Heterotrichida; Blepharismidae. The record is from the annotation of a GenBank genome assembly.